Messenger RNA from Lathyrus oleraceus (garden pea), 1708 nucleotides. Its product is annotated as zinc finger protein BALDIBIS. Gene Ontology annotation, molecular function: DNA-binding transcription factor activity. The coding region runs from base 267 to 1583 and encodes 438 amino acids. NCBI's taxonomy places the organism in Eukaryota, Viridiplantae, Streptophyta, Magnoliopsida, Fabales, Fabaceae. Gene Ontology annotation, cellular component: nucleus. The transcript is spliced from 4 exons. The record is from RefSeq and is a predicted model, not a curated record.
GAGACAGAGAGAGAAAGAAAUACGUGGUCCAUCAUACUAGUCUAUGGCUGACUGACUGACACUCACAGUCACAGCAGCCGUGUUGAUAAUUAGAAGAGAACAGAUCCAGCGGGCAACAACUCUUUCUUUUAUCAUUCUCUCUUCUCUCUCUCUCUUUUGCUUCCUGCUACCUCCUCAAUAUACUCUCAUCAACUAUAUUCAGUUAAUCUCUCUCAAGCUUAGCUUCUUCUGCUACCUGCAAUUCACAUAGCUUCUAUAUUUCAAAGAUGAUGUCUGAUGAAGCUGUUUCUGUUCCUUCCAACCUCAUCAGAAGCACCUCAAACUCAAACUCAAACCCUAAUCCUCCUAACCCUAAUAAGAGAAAAAGAAGUCUACCAGGAACACCAGAUCCGGCUUCAGAAGUGAUUGCUCUAUCACCAAAGUCACUGAUGACGACAAACCGUUUCAUCUGCGAAGUAUGCAACAAGGGUUUCAAGAGAGACCAAAACCUGCAGCUACAUCUGCGAGGCCACAAUCUUCCAUGGAAGCUUAAGCAGAGAAACCAUCAGGAGGUUGUAAGGAAGAAGGUGUACGUGUGUCCAGAGAAGAGCUGUGUGCACCAUGACCCUAGUAGAGCUUUAGGUGACUUAACAGGGAUAAAAAAGCACUUUAGUAGAAAGCACGGUGAGAAGAAGUGGAAGUGUGAUAAGUGUUCUAAGAAAUAUGCAGUUCAAUCUGAUUGGAAGGCUCAUAGUAAGAUUUGUGGUACUAGAGAGUACAGAUGUGACUGUGGCACAUUAUUCUCCAGGAAGGACAGUUUCUUAACGCAUAGAGCCUUUUGUGAAUCCUUGGUGGAAAGAAGUGCAAGAAUAGGUUCAGCUCCAGCAGUUUUAUCCAACUUUGGAAACAAUCUUUUGAUCAACACUCAAGCUCAAGCUCAAGCACCAAGAGUUCCUCAUGGUUUAUUUGGGCUUAAUCAGGAAUUCGGUGGACCAAUCCCAGAACAAUUCAUGGGAAACUUUCUCAAUAAUAAUCCUCAUCAUCAUCAGAUUAACAUCCCUCAUCAUAAUUAUCUUCCAAGCAACACCACUACUACAACUAGUGUAUUCUCAUCAUCAGAAGCAAACUCUGAUUUAGAAUUACUUCAGACAAACAUGAACACAUUCGGUUCAAUACCAAAUGGACAGUGGAUGAAUUACCGUUACACCGAUCAACAAGAAGUAUCCAUGCCUAUGCUUACCCAAGGAGUACUCAAGCUAGAACAAGAAGACAACAACAAAAUGAAUGAUUUGUCUCAUUUGUAUUAUCAGAACCAAGUACAAGGAGGUCCAAGUCACAUGUCAAUGGAAUCUCAAUCCACAACUAGAAACGUGAACAAUGGUUAUAAUUCUGCACCUCCCAACAUUGUUGAAAUUAAGAAACUGUUCAAGCAAGGAAACCAUGCAGGAAAUAUGAAUGAAGAUCAACUAAGCUUAACUAGAGAUUUCCUUGGAGUUGGAGAUGAUUCAUUGAAGAAACCCUUGUUGCAACAAGAGGUCCCUAGGUUCAAUCCAAUAGGACCUGUCAUGAACAUGCAAAAUGAUCAGUUUGGUGGACACUAUUGAUGAUAGAAAAAUAGUUAGCAAUGUGAACUAUAUAUGAAUUUUACUGAAGUAGUGAAGCUGUAAGAUAUUAUAUACAAUACAUAUAUAUCAUGCAGCAACAGAUAAAUACAAUGCUCGUGACACUA